CGGCCUUUAGAUGUGGGACAGGGGAUGAGGGAUGUAAUGAGUAAUGAUCGUGAGAUCCAAGUGAUGAAAGACUGGAGACAAAAUGAGGGCGCAGCUGUUCACCAGGGAUUGGCCUCGCCAACUGAGUAUAAUAAUCAGCGCGCAGAAUGGAGGAUCCCUAUCAGCCGCAAGUUAGAGGACUUGUCCGAAGUUAUUAAAUCUUUCCAAGUUGACGAUUCAACGGCAACCCCUCAGAACGUUAGCUGGAGAGGCGUUUUCGACUGUAUUGAAGAAGCGAAAAAGACAUAUGAGAAAAAAGCUGAAGAUAACCGCUUUAGAGGAUGGAUACGGAAAGGCGACGUAGCCCUCGGCAUUUUAGAGAGGCUUUCUGACUCCAUUCCCGAUCAAGACGGCCUCAGCAUUCUCAGGACAGGUUUGGCGUUUAUCUUCCAACAGUCCUUUCAAAAAAGACUUUCCAAUGUGGGGAAUAUCCUGCAAGAACUUGACGAUGUUCCUGGUGUUUUAGCCAGUGUCUACCAGAUAAGUGACGCAUAUCGCGGCGAAGUACGGCUAAAAAACUUGAUUUGGGACUUUUAUGGAACAUUGGUAGACUGUCUUUUAGAUCUUUUGAAUAUUUUGAACCGCAACUAUAAAGACGUCAAUGUCUUCAAGAAAGUUCUCAAACAAAUCCCUGAAGUAGAAGCAGCAAAGAUCGGUGACAUAUCGAAAAGGAUCUUCAAGGCAAAACAAACAGUCUUUGAAGCCACAGCUCAUUUAGAUCGAAAUGUAUGGCAAGAUACUAGAGUCUCGGCACAGCAAGGGCGUAUUGCGGCCGAGGCCACACGAAAAACAGCUCAUGAUAUUAAAAUCAAGGUUGUGGAGCUGCAGAAAGAGACCAGCGAAGGCCGUGAUAGACUGUCUUCCCAGGUGGACCAGUUUCGCUCACAGAUGAUUGAUGCUGCCAAUGGAAUGACCUAUGAGAUGGCGCAAACAAGGAAGCGACUCACUAAAGACGGAGAAGAGAGAAAGGAAUUCGAGGCUGGGCUGCAGAGACUGGUCGAAGCUUUGCCCUCAUCAAUUCAUGAGCAACUGCAGAGCGCAUUGUACCAGUUUGUAGCUGAUGCUAUCGUCCAGCGAAGUCUGUUUGCGCUGCCAUCAAAUUCCCUUGUUCCCAAUCCAACACCACAACAAACUAUUCAGCACAUGCCCGCCUUAACCGAGAACGAUAUCGUUAACUUGCUUCAGACGCCCGAUCCAAUCGCAGAUGCGGAGCGUAUUCUCCGCAAAGAAAGUUUGAUGAGUGAUGAGGCACUAGGAUAUGCCACACUCCUAAGACAAAAGCGACAGUUUCAGGAGUGGCUAUCAUCUGAAUGGCCUGGCCUAGUGCUGGUUGAUGGUUGGUGUCGUACCGAAAGCGUUGGACGAUCAUCUCCAAUGUCUUUCUUCACAGCUUCUUUUGCUUCUACUCUCCUCCAGACUCAAAGUGGCAUGGUAUUGCAAUUCUUUUGCAGCAAUCAUACUGACCCUCAAAAAGAGGGCUCCGGUCCCAAAGGACUCUUGCAGAGCAUAAUUUCCCAAUUGCUUCUGUAUCCAAAACCCUAUAGCGUCUCUCUGGAUUUUGUUGAUCAAAGCCUGUAUGAUGCCAUAGCAGCCAGUAACACUGAUGCGCUUUGCUUCAUGUUUGAACGACUAUUCUGGCAAAUACAACCAACUACAACGAUCUACAUCCUUUUGGAUAGUAUUUCGGAUUUUGAAUCCAAUCUCCACGACUACGGAGACAGAAUGGAGCGGGUGUUGGCUUCUUUCCAAGGGCUAAUCAGACCAGUUCUCCGAGGAUACGCUCUUGGACCAAAGCUGAAGCUUUUUAUGACAAGCCCUAAUAGGAGCCAUCGGCUAGUCCACCAUGUUGAUCGGGCCAAAGAAAAUAUUAGACUUAAUGCGGCAGGCCUAGGUAAUGGCCUGGGUGGUAACGACAGAUUGUUAAGAGAACCACGACGAGCAAGGUCACCGCUGCCGCUUGGUUAUUAG
Molecule: messenger RNA, 2007 nt
Organism: Trichoderma virens Gv29-8
Lineage: Eukaryota; Fungi; Ascomycota; Sordariomycetes; Hypocreales; Hypocreaceae
Exons: 5
Source: RefSeq, a predicted model, not a curated record